Molecule: messenger RNA, 3162 nt
Organism: Xenopus tropicalis (tropical clawed frog)
Lineage: Eukaryota; Metazoa; Chordata; Amphibia; Anura; Pipidae
Gene: cacng6
Product: calcium channel, voltage-dependent, gamma subunit 6
Exons: 4
Coding region: 385-1143 (252 amino acids)
Biological process (GO): calcium ion transport
Cellular component (GO): plasma membrane; membrane
Source: RefSeq, marked provisional
CUCUGUCGCCUGGACAUGAGGCGAGUGCCUUUAAGGGAACCUUAAAAUAACAGCACUGCCUGGGAGAUCUGAUGAAUGUAACAGGUGCAGAGAUUAUUUCCAGUCUAUGUGUGUGCGUCUGUGUGUAGCAGCAAGAGGGGGAGAGCGAAAAAAAAAAAAGCAGAAAGGGGGAGAGCACAUUGAUGUCCCUGCUGCGUCUCUGUAGCCUGAGAAACUUACAGCAGAUUGCCUUUCAGCAACCUUAAUACUGGGAGAAAAGAAGGAAGAAGGAAGAUCGGAGACCGAAGCAAAAAGCCUUGCAAGAUCCAACAGGUUUGGUUGAUCUUUUUCUUUUUUUUUUCCAUUCCUCUUAUUUCAAGGGGAACAACACUAGCCAUCACACAAAUGAUGUGGCCUAAUUUUUUCAUGCAAGAGGAGGAGCAACGCUUCUCAGGAAGAGGUAGAGGCCAACGUGGAAAGGGCCUGACUGAUGCCCAGGAGGGCAAGAUCAAGCUGGCAUUUUUCGUGGCCCUGGUUGGGGUGACUCUUACAGUUCUGGCCGUCGGGACGGAGUUUUGGGUGGAGGUCAACACAUACAAGCAGAACCAUAGCUUGACGUGCGAAGCUGCCCAUUUCGGGCUGUGGAAGUUCUGCUACAAGAAAUUGUGGGUGGAAGACGUGGAUGAAUACCGAGCAACCUGUGGCCCCGCAGAGCUUCCCGGAGACUCCAACUGCUCUUAUUUCAAGUUUUUCACUACUGGUGAAAAUGCGCACAUAUUUCAACGUGUUACUCAUAAAGAUCUGAACAUUUCUGCUGCUGUUAUGUCUCUUCUUAGCAUCACCUUUAUGGUAAUGGGAUCAAUUUGUAUCACUAUGGUUCUGAGCAAAGGAGUAGAGUUCCUCCUGAAGCCAGCAUCCUUCUUUUUCAUUCUUUCCGGUACUUUUGUCCUGAUCACCAUGGAGCUAUUUAGGCAAGCAGUCAGGUGGCUAAUGGCAAGCAAUCAGAACGUGCCCCUGGAAUACGAGUACUCUUGGUCUGUGGCUUGUGCGGCAGCGGCAGGGGCCAUAUUGAUAUUUGGCGGGGGUUGCUGCUUGAUCCUGGUGUUGCCUGCUUUGCCUAAGAAGCCCUGGGAAUACUGUCUGAAGAAAGGAACCACCUCAUAAGGAAAGAGAAGGAGGUUGUACUCGUACACAUGUCACUAGCCAAGGGGGCUAGGGAACCAUGCACUGUGCCCUGGUGUCUAACUGAGAUGCCCUUUGCUUAGAAGGGCGACUGUUUGUUUACCUUAUUGUGUUUUCAUGCACCUGAUCCAGGUUUACAGUCGAUAUUCAGACUGUCGGAAUGGUGGCUACGGCAAAAACAAAAGUUUUCCACAUUCAACCCUUUAAUGGACCUGACAUUUUUUUUUUCUCUCUCUCUCUCUUUGUAAAUAUGCUUUAUUGCUUGUAUUUUAUUCGGGGGGGGGGGUUAGGGUCAAGGGAAGGGAUUAUUGUAUAGAACCCAUGAUGAAUCUGGUGUCCUAUUGUACUGUGCUAUUAAAGUUUAUUUUUACUCCGCUGUGUGUCUGCCUUUGACGAAAACCAGGUUUACAUGUGAUCCGUGCCUUGCGCUUCUUCCCUGCAUCAUAACAGCUCCGAAGAUACGACCAAGGACGCCGUAUUUAAUGUAUAGCCCAUCUCUAUGGCAAUCGCAGAUGGUAAAAAUGCACAGCUUUGUAUAUCAGGUUCAAUGCCACUAUAGCAAGGGAGAGCAAAGCUUUGUAUUAGUGGCACACAGUCCUUCUGCCCUGUUCUGGGGUACAUAUAGUCAUGUGGUGGUCUUACAGUGGUCUCAAUUCAAUUCAGCUUCUGUCUAAUUUAGUGAUCCCCAACCAGUGGCUCAGGGGUAACAUGUUGCUCCCCAACCCCUUGGAUGUUGCUCUCAGUGCCCCCAAACCAGGGAGUUAUUUUUGAAUUCCUGACUUGGGGGCAAGUUUUGGUUGAAUAAAAACAAGAUUUCCUACCAAAUAAAGCCCCUGUAAGCUGAUAGGGUGCAUAGAGGCUGCCUAAUAGCCAAUCUUAGCCCUUAUUUGGCUCCUCCAUGAACUUUUAUGGUGCUUGUGUUGCUCCCCAAGUCUUUUUACAUGUGACUAUGGCUGAUAAGUAAGAAAGGUUGGGGAACCCUGGUCUAAUCUAAUAGGCGUUGUACCCAGGACAUUUCCUCCCUCACUCAGGGCCCCUUAUCUUUGGGAAUAAGGCAUUUUUCAUAAAUAUAUAAUGAAACUGCUUAUUAGUUUCACCCCCCUCUGGAAGCAGUCACAGUGUCCUCUAUAGUUACCCCAUAUCUUCUCUUUGAAUUUGCAUUGGCAGCACAAAUAUGAUCAAAAGCUGCCAUAUUGCUUUUCUUACCUACAGCAACAGAGCUGCCUAAUGGUGGAGGCGGAGUAGAAGCUCACACUCUUGAUUGCAAAUACGUUCAAUGCAAACGAUGAGCUAAAUGCCAUCUGUCUAAGGGAUAAUAAACAAAAGAUAAAUGCCUCUAAUAAAUACAGUCCCUUUAUGGCCAUUUGCAAAUCACAGAAUGGCUUUAUUGGCUUCCCGGGGCAUCAAUUGGAAACAACCUACAACUUUUUAUUAACGUUUUUACCAGCGUGACUGCCUUUAUGCUUUUAAAGGUACACGGCUGAGCCAGAUGCUCCCCAACUGGAGAUUUGUAUUGUUGUUUUUAAGUUGGUAAUAAUGUUUUUGCACAUUCUAAAAGCCUUUGGAAAAAAAAAAGCAAAAUGCAAGAUCUCUCCCACCCACCCCCAGGGCAGAGCAGGGCCGUUCCGUGCUGACAGUGCAGAUGAAAGUGGAUAGUUUACCCUGCUAUAGUUACAGAGCCUAAAAUAACUGGUUACCAUCUGUGAUAUACAGGCGCCAUUUUUGUCAUUCCUUCACCAAUUAUCAGCCUUAAGCUCUUUUCUUAAUGGUUUAGAAAUCACCUCCUCUCUCAUACACACAAAACAAUGGAGGAAAAUGCUUUAUAAAGAGUAUAUAUUAGGAGAUAUGGACUGCACUUUGUAUAUAUAUUUAUAAAAUGUAUAGGUCUUGCAGAAAUAUAUUUAUAUAUAUAUUGUAUCCAACAUGAGUGUGUUUUGUUGCAGUGUGUAACCUUGCCAUUUCACCACUAAGAAAAAUAAAGCCUUGAGUAGUAUUGUUGGA